AUGGUGAUGGACGCGUCGGCGGCGGCGGCGCCCGCGGCGGUGCCGGUCGCGCUGGCGGGGCCGGUGGUGGACGGCGUGAGCGCGCUCGACUGCAGCCCGCAGGGCCUGGCGGCGUUCAGCAGCGGCGCCGCCAUCAGCAUCGUCGACCUCGCCAGCAUGCAGCUCGUCCACACGCUCGUCGCGCCUCCGCCGCCCCUCGACCGCUCCGGAGGCCUCGCAGGCGGCGCGGCGGAGACGGCCGGCGUGGUGGUUCCGGUGACGGCGGCGCGGUUCAAGCCGGGCGGGCUGGACCGCGACCUCGCGCACCUGUCGAGCCUGCAGCUGGCGGCGGGCGACCGCGCGGGGCGCGUGGCGCUGUGGGAGGUGGUGCGCGAGGAGGUCGACCGCUGGCUGCUGCCCGACCGCGCGGGGGGGACGGCGGGGGGAGCGGGGGGCGCGGGCGGGAGCGCGGGGGGCGGGGCAGCGGGGUCGGUGGACGCGGUGGAGUGGGUGAUGGGGCGGCCGUGGCUGCUGGCCGUGCUGCACGCCAGCUGUGCCGCCGUCGUCUGGGACCUCUCCUCCUCCUCCGCCGCCUCCUCCUCGCCCGCCGCCGCAGCCACGGCGACGCCACGUGUCAUCUGGCGGUACGACGGGUCGGCGUCGCCCACGGGCGAGCUGCUGGUGUCACUGGCGCUGGACCCCCACGACCCGCGGCGGCUGUGCGUGCACGGCGCGCGCGGCCUCGUGCUCGCACUGCAGGUCGACCUGGGCGCGCAGGGCAAGGGGGGCGCGGGGGGGAGCGGGGGAAGCGGGGGGAACGGGGGGGGAGCAGGUAAGGAGAGGGGCGUGAGCAUCAAAACCACCACGCUGCAGCUGCCCCUGCCAGAGCCCGCCGGUGGAGGGGGCGGGGGAGGGGGAGGGGGUCCGAUGGGGGCGGGAGCAUCGGUGGUGGCGUGUGCGUUCGCCCCGCACACGCGCGACCUGCUGUACGCGGUGCUGCCACGGGACAUUGUGUGCUUCGACCUGCACUUCGGGUGCGCCGUGGCCUCCUCCUCCGUGCCUCGCAGUGUGGCGCGCCUGACCCGGCUGCUGCUGCCGCCCUCCAGCGACGUGCUCUACUGCCUCCACGCCGACGGAAAACUCUCCAUGUGGCAGCGCCGCCCGUACGCCUGGGGGGGGCAGGGGGGGGGGGGAAGAGUGGGGGACCAUGGGGAAAUGGGCAUGGGGGAAUGGGCAUGGGGGAAUGGGCAUGGGAGAAUGGGGGCAUGGGGGAAUGGGCAUGGGGGAAUGGGCAUGGGGGAAUGGGCAUGGGGGAAUGGGCAUGGGGGAAUGGGCAUGGGGGAAUGGGCAUGGGGGAAUGGGCACGGGGGAAUGGGCAUGGGGGAAUGGGCAUGGGGGAAUGGGCAUGGGGGAAUGGGCAUGGGGGAAUGGGCAUGGGGGAAUGGGCAUGGGGGAAUGGGCGGAAUGGGGGAAUGGGCAUGGGGGAAUGGGCAUCGGUGGGCAUGGGGGAAUGGGCAUGGGGGAAUGGGCAUGGGGGAAUGGGCAUGGGGGAAUGGGCAUGGGGGAAUGGGCAUGGGGGAAUGGGCAUGGGGGAAUGGGCAUGGGGGAAUGGGCAUGGGGGAAUGGGCAUGGGGGAAUGGGCAUGGGGGAAUGGGCAUGGGGGAAUGGGCAUGGGGGAAUGGGCAUGGGGGAAUGGGCAUGGGGGAAUGGGCAUGGGGGAAUGGGCAUGGGGGAAUGGGCAUGGGGGAAUGGGCAUGGGGGAAUGGGCAUGGGGGAAUGGGCAUGGGGGAAUGGGCAUGGGGGAAUGGGCAUGGGGGAAUGGGCAUGGGGGAAUGGGCAUGGGGAAAAGGCCGCCAGCUGUACAUGAUCCGCACGGUGGAGCCGCUGGUGCCGCUGCCUGGCAGUGUGGCACCGUCCCCGGGCAUCCUGGCGGCCGUGCUGUGGCCGCAGCCCUUCCGCGAGGCACAGCUCGUGCUGCAGGCCGUGCCCGCCACCACCCCGCGCCCCAACGGCAGCCUGGGCGGUGGUGUGGCGGCGGGUGUGAGCUUGCACGGCGUGAGCAGCUGCCAGGUGGUGUGUGUGAGCGACGACAACAAGCUCUGGCACUGGCUCGCCAGCACUGCUCCCGUGCCGGGCGGCAAGGGGGCGGUGGGAGGAGCGGGGGACGGGGAGAAAGGGGAUGGUGGGGACGGUGGGGCAAGGGGCGGACGGGGGAGUGGGGGGUUGGAGCUGCUGGGCAUGUUCCACGGCUUCUCCUCCGCGCCCACCACGCUCUCCGUGCCCGCGCCCUCCCUCUUCUCCUGCGUCCCAGGGCUGAGCACGGCGACGGGGUCGCUGGCAGCAGCAGCGGUGCCGCUGGUGGCGGUGGCAACGCAAGAGGGCGGGGUGGAGCUGGUGGACACGGCCGUGCAUGCCAUCGCCGCCUCCUUCCUGCUGCACCCCUCCAUGGUGCGCGGCGUGCGCUGGCUCGGCAACACACGCCUCGUCUCCUUCUCCUUCAGCGAGGCAAAGGCGGGCGGGUACGAGAACAGGGUGGUGGUGACGUGCAUCCGCAGCGGCGAGUCUCGCCCCUUCCGCCAGCUGCAGCAGCCUGACAAGUCGCCCAUGAGGGGCCUCCGAGCCUCGCCCUCCGGCAGAUACUUGCUCAUCCUGUUCCGCGAUGCGCCGGCUGAAGUGUGGGCCAUGACUCGAACGCCCCAGAUGCUGCGCUCCCUGGCGCUGCCCUUCACGGUGAUGGAGUGGGCGCUGCCGCCCGUGCAGAGCCCCACGUCGCUCGACCCACACUCCGCCACGCAGCGCCACAUGCACGACGACGACUUCCCAGCGUCGCCAACAUCAGCGGCGCUGCUGGCAGCCACUCCGCGCUCCGCCUCAGACCCCAUAGAGUCCUUUGCCUUCGCACUCGUCAACGGCUCGCUUGGCGUCUUUGAGCUGCGCGGCAAGCGCGUGAGGGACUUCCGGCCCAAGUGGCCGUCAGCAUCGUUUGUGGCGGUGGACGUGCUGGUCACAGCCAUGGCGUACCGCACACCCGUCGUCGCGCUGGGGGACAAGGCGGGCGUGCUGCGGUGGUGGGACGUGGCGUCGGGGGCAGCAGGCACACACGCACUCAACCGAGGGGCCAUCCGACGGCUCAGAUUCGCCCCCACCCUCGUGAACUCGAGCAGCUGCGGUCGGAUUGCCGUCAUGUUCAACGAUUACACAUUUGCUCUCUUUGACCUGGACGAGGGAGAGUUUGUGCCGGGGGCGAUGCCCUCGGAGGCAGCGGCAUCGCUGCAGGUGUUGGAGAUGGACUGGCUGCCGCUGCAGGGGCCCUCGCCCACAGGGCCCUCUGCCGCCCGCCAGCUGCUGUGUGUGGCCGCUGCUGACGGCACCGUGCGCCUGCUCGACAUGGCCACGUGA
Molecule: messenger RNA, 3378 nt
Organism: Closterium sp. Naga37s-1
Lineage: Eukaryota; Viridiplantae; Streptophyta; Zygnematophyceae; Desmidiales; Closteriaceae
Source: the annotation of a GenBank genome assembly